This is a messenger RNA of Polypterus senegalus (gray bichir), 1727 nucleotides long. RefSeq lists its product as uncharacterized. Bases 110 to 1384 code for a protein of 424 amino acids. Gene Ontology annotation, cellular component: nucleus; cytosol; perinuclear region of cytoplasm. The record is from RefSeq and is a predicted model, not a curated record. Gene Ontology annotation, molecular function: GTPase activator activity; small GTPase binding. Gene Ontology annotation, biological process: activation of GTPase activity; nucleocytoplasmic transport. Lineage: Eukaryota; Metazoa; Chordata; Cladistia; Polypteriformes; Polypteridae. The transcript has 11 exons.
CUUUGAACGGGAGUUUACUUCGCGCCCCCGUUUCCAUAGAAAAGGACGCUUUAGAUCAGUCAAAGCCGCAUGCAGAUUUUUUUUUGCCAGUCUGCAUUAUGCAAAGAAGAUGAAAAAGGAAUUGAUGUCUGGGAAAAAGAAGAAAGAAAACAAAGGCGGAAAAAAUGGCAAAAAACGUUCGACCGUUGAAGCUGGCACAAUUUUAAGAAGGUUUUUAAAAACCUAUGAGAAGCAUUGUGUCCAAACCCAAAGUAGUGCCAGUAUAACAAUCACGAAGAAUGUGCAAUACUGCUGUGAACAUGAGAAGAUCAUGACUAAGAUACUCCUUGCUUCUCCUGAGGCCGCCACUGCAAAUACUCCCCCAGUUUACCUCAAGCCAUUGCUCAUGACAAUCAGAGAUGAACGAUACAUGUUUGGAAAAGAACUGUGCAUAUGGAAUGUAUCUGUGAGCAAUCAAGACAUCGCUGACCUUUCAUUAGUCCUCGAACUCUGUGGCAGAACAAGAUACCCUUUUACUCACUUGGAACUGCUGGACUGUGGCAUUGAUGUCUGGUCUGCCGAGCGCCUUGGAAAAGCCAUGUGCUUUAGUGCACUGCAAGAAGUUAACCUGGAUUACAAUGAGUUCAGUGAUGAAGGUUUGAAAGGAUUGUUAAGUGGACUCAGUGGAAACUGUCAGAUUGUGUCACUGAGCAUAUGUUAUUGUAACUUGGGCCCAGCUAGUGGAUACUUACUGGGUUUGUUUAUAACUCAAAGCACCGUAAGAGAUUUGUAUGUAAAUGGAAAUCAACUUCAGUGUGAUGGGGCUUUAGAUUUGAUCAGAAUGAUAGCUGAGCAUGCUGAGAAUGUCUCACUUCAGAAACGUGCCUCUUCCAAUGAUGAGGAUGACAUAAAUCUUACUCAUCAUCAUCUUGAAGACCCUGUUUCUGAAAUGAGCUUUGUGGAUAAAAAACCUGAACGAAUACAAACAGCAAGUUCGAAGUCAUCAUUCACCAAAAAAAAGAGAAAACACAAAGGUAAGAAAAAAAGUACUAAAAAGCCACCGGAAGUUGGUCCUUGGCUUGUAAAACUUCACCUGGCUGAUAAUGAAAUAGAUGCCAAAGGAGAAGAAGGAUUAAGAAGCCCAUUGCAGUUCAUACAGAUGCUCUGUUUGUUAAUCAAAUUUUCUGCAGAAUUAACUGAGCUGGAUAUGGAUGACAACAAUGUGGGUGAUCUUUGUGGAAGAUUAAUCCUUGAAGCUCUGAAAGAGAGAAAAGAAGCUAAACUGCCUGAUUUGAAAGUUAAAGUGACAGCCCAGAUGAAUGCUGAUACGUUUAGUGAUAUUUUAAAGCAGAGCCAGAAGCUGAAAUCUACAAAGAAAUCCAAAAAGAAGAAGAAAAAAAACUGAAACUCUGGAUGACCUUAUAGGCCACUGCGACAUGAAAGAUAUGACUGGAAGAAAACACAGUUACUGAAGGUCUAUGAGAUACUAAUGUGUGACACUCCUCUAUUGCUGUUAAAAUACAUGACAAAGUUUAAGUACAGAACAUAGUAAAAUGCACAUUGCACAAUGUAAUAUAGUUAUUAUGUGUAAAAUUAAAACUAUUGCCUACAGAUAAACUGAAGAAGGAGCAUACUAGAAUGAAAUUGGUGUAAGACUUCCUUUUAUUUCCAACUGUUAGAAAAUAAUUCAUGUUUUGCAAUUUUUUUUACACUUCAAGACGGUGGCGUAGCGUGGGUGUCAGCCGCCC